UUUGGCGAGCUGCCGUCGGUGCGUGUGCGUGCGGGCCAGAAAAAAAAACAGAAACAUAAAUAUAUCCAUCUUGUCAUAGCUGUACGUUCCCUGCAGCCCGUAAGGUGGCCCGGUAGCGGUCUGGACGACUCGGGGACCUGUGUGUGUUUUAUCCGUGUUUUCCGAGCAAAAGCAAAAACGUUUUCCCGAUCCGUAGAAAAGUGAACAAAUGGCUUUACAGUCCUCGCUGUGCUGUUUAGGCUAAGUGUGGCAGAUUUAGGUAGUGGAACACCAGGGCAAACUUACUCCCCCCCCCCCCCCCCCCCCGCCAAAAUGGCCUCUGGAAAGUGUGUCCGGAUGGCCGUGCCGCCCAGUGCACGGUGUAACGGUGCUGCCCCCUCACAUCCGUCCCACUUCCGGCUGCUGCCGUCGGCCAGUGCGGUGGAAAAUCUGUUCCAAUCGCGUGCCAACCAGUGAUUCCAGCGAGAACGGUGGAGGAAACAAAAAAGCGAGCAGCAUACCAUGCUAUCGAUUGUGUGCCGUCUGUGACCUUUGCGGAGGCUGAAAAGUGCGUACGGGGAUAAACAAUUUCACCUGUUCUUCUUUUUCUGCUUCCUCUGUGCGCGCUCUCUCUCUCUGCUGUGCCGUUGUGUGCACGAGUGUGUGUGUGUGUGUGUUUUUGCACUAGUUUCAGACAGUAGGCGACGCCAAACGGCCGCGUCGUGCGCGACGCUGUCAAGGGAACAUCAAGGAUGAGCAGCGUGAAAAAUCGAAACGAUCGAAACGCGUUUCACAGCUUGUGCGAGUACGGCCGUGUAGUGUGCACAGGGAAGCGGCAACAACCCCUGCCCGACGGGGUCACCAGCUGCCCCGGGAACGCCUCCGAGUAGUUUUGCCCAGCUCGCAUCGGUCACCCCAUUGUAUAGGUGUUUGUGUGCGUGUGUGUGUGUUUGUGAGUGUGAAGGUACAAAUCACGCUCGGUAGGAGAGAGGGAGGGAGGGGUCCCACUUUCUCGUGCCCACGCGUGGGACGGGAAGCUUCAUCGCCCUCAAAACGGUUUGCGUCGAAAGAAGGUCACACCUGGGCAGCGCGCAGGAUGAUGGAAGCAUCGGAAACGGGUAGCAGCAACGGCAGGGGAGGCGGAGGAGGCGGUGAUAGUAAUGGGGGCGGGCAUACCUCCUCCUACGAGCCGCUGGAAGGGCGUCGUACCUUCGACACUGCCGACAGUCCCGAGCUGGACGGUGGAGGGCCGCCCAAGGAUCGGCGCCGUCUCGUCUUCUUCGCCCUCAUGACGGCCGGUGUCGGGUUCGUCCUUCCCUAUAACAGCUUUAUAAUCGCGGCCGACUACUGGCAGUCACGGUUCCCGGGCCAGUCCGUUGCGCUCGACAUGUCGAUGACUUACAUCAUCGUCGCACUGGCGACGGUAUUGCUGAACAACGUGUUUCUCACGCUAGCACCCUUCCGGGUGCGGGUAGCGUUCGGCUACGCCGUUUCCUUCACGACGCUCGUGUUUGUGGCCCUGUGCGAGGUGGCCUGGCACAUGUUCACCGCCAAAACGGCCUACUCGGUCAACCUGGCGGCGGUAUCGCUCGUUGCCAUGGGCUGCACGAUCCAGCAGUCCAGCUUCUAUGGGUUCGCGAGCAUGCUGCCGAAACAGUACACGCAGGCGGUAAUGGCCGGAGAGAGUUUGGCCGGAUUCUUAGUAUCUUCCAACCGUGUCGUCACGAAGCUGCUGAUCAAGAGUGACCGCGCCUCGACGGCCAUCUUCUUUCUAACCUCGACCGUGUACAUUGCAUUCAGCUACGUGCUGCACUCAAUCACGACCCACUCGCCGUUCGUGCGGUACUACAUGAAGGCCUGUGCCAAAAUUGUCCUCCGCCCGGACGACGAUCACACACUGAGUGAAACCCUAGAUGGAGACAUAUCGAGUACGCGGUACGGUGUCCUAACGCUAGACUCCAGCCCACCCGUACACAUGCCGCCGGGAUCAACAGCGCUAAGCUUUAGCAACCCGGUGUACGACCUGUCCAAUCCUACCGCCGGCGAAACAGUGCUAGAAACCAACAUGACAAACCUGACGUCUUCGGCCGGUGGAACCACGACCGCAACCCGCUCGAUAACCGCAACGGCCGCCCCGAACGCGGACGUACCGAACGUCGCGUUCAAGGUGGAGCACGUGAUGACGCCCGACAUCUGCAGCUCGGGCCGGCUGGGCAGCUUUCGCAGCGGGCUCGAAUCGCGGUGGAAGGUGGCCCGCGCCAUCUACCCCUACAUGGCCUGCAUUGCGAUGGCCUACUGCGUGACGCUUUCGCUCUAUCCCGGCAUCGAGUCGGAGAUCAUAUCGUGCAACCUCGGCACCUGGAUGCCGGUGCUGCUGAUGUUCACCUUCAACGCGUCGGACGUGGUCGGCAAGCUGCUGGCUGCCGUACCGUACGGUUGGUCCCGCCGCCAGCUCAUCCUGAUGUCGGGCCUGCGCGCCCUGCUCGUGCCGCUCAUCCUGCUGUGCUGCUCGCCGCGCGAGCAGCCCGUCAUUGCGGGCGAGGCGGCCGCAUUCAUCUUCACGGCGGCGCUCGGCAUCACGAACGGGCUGGCCGGCAGCCUGCCGAUGAUGCUCGCCCCGGACAAGGUGUCGGCGACGCUGCGCGAAGUGACCGGCAACAUGAUGACGCUCUCGUACAACAUUGGCCUGACGGCCGGUUCGCUCGUGGGGUACGUGUUCGAUGCGAUGCUCGGGCCGCAGCUACCGAACCCCUGCCCGCAGUACCCGUUCGUGCCACCGAAGCCGAACCAACCGCCGACGGGCGGGAUGGGCAUCAACGGGAGCCAUCCGGUGGCUGGCAGCGGGGGUAUUAGUAGCGCCAGCACCAGCACGACCGUUGCGACCACGCUGCUCACCACGCUUACGGUGGCGAUUCUGCGCAGUACGGCUGCGCCGGAAGCGACGACGCCGUCCAGCAGCAUCACGCCGUUGGCUACGGCGGCCACCAGCUUCACCACACUGAGGAGUGGGAUGGAAGGGAUCAGUACGAUGGCACCAACCGGCGCCCCUUCCCCACCACUGGACGGUGCGCAACAGCUGGCAACGGUGGCGGCGACGCUGCUCUACAACGCUACCAGCUCGCUACUCGAUACCGGCUCAUCGCAGGAUUAAAGCGCGAACUCCAGCGCGAACUCGGUGACAUCUUGCCCCAUCCCUCCAGGCACACAGCAGUAGAAAAGCGCAGUGGGACAGCGUGGCGUUUAGAAAUCUCUCCUCCCGAAUGCUCUAUUUCACAGUUUCACCCUUCCACAGUCGAUCGACGCUUCUUAACUCUAGCCUGAUUGGACUGACGGAGCAUCGGCUCAUCGUUUUUUUGGUGGAUAGUAGUAUUGCCCUAACCUUUGCUAAAGGAGUGCAGCUGUACAGUGUGAGUGGGGCAAAACCAAUAUCUCUAAGAGCGGGCUGCGUAAGGGCGUGCAUGAUUGGGUCGUUUUGGAAUAGGUGGCGCUUACAUACAGAAUCUCGUUCGUUAUCAUUUUCCUUCCUUUGUCAUGAUGAGAUGUGUGUGAUUGGGGUUUUUUUGUGGGAAAGGUUGGGAUGUACGCAAGGGUAGGCUCGCUAAUAAUUGGGGAGAAACGUGACUAGAAACCAAAGAGAGAAAAGAGACACAAUGUACUUAAACUAUACCGGCUACCGGAGCGAUGUAUAAAUUUGGAAAGGUUUAGGGAGUAGGCAAACAAAAAACAAAAGCAUAUGAACAUACAAACAACACUCACACACACACACAGAUACACUCCAACACAGUGGCCGACAUUCAGAGUAAACGCAACGUUGUGACCGGUAAAACACGAUGUAAAAUAAAUGAUACUAAUUAAUGUA
Molecule: messenger RNA, 3838 nt
Organism: Anopheles merus
Lineage: Eukaryota; Metazoa; Arthropoda; Insecta; Diptera; Culicidae
Gene: Ent3
Product: equilibrative nucleoside transporter 4
Exons: 6
Coding region: 1076-3130 (684 amino acids)
Biological process (GO): nucleoside transmembrane transport
Cellular component (GO): plasma membrane
Molecular function (GO): nucleoside transmembrane transporter activity; monoamine transmembrane transporter activity
Source: RefSeq, a predicted model, not a curated record